Molecule: messenger RNA, 978 nt
Organism: Pelmatolapia mariae (spotted tilapia)
Lineage: Eukaryota; Metazoa; Chordata; Actinopteri; Cichliformes; Cichlidae
Exons: 4
Coding region: 135-743 (202 amino acids)
Source: RefSeq, a predicted model, not a curated record
UCAGUACACUACAGGCCCUGCAGACGUUUAGUCACCUCUCGACAGCUCAACAGCUGCUGGUACUCUGGUAUUUAAUCAGAUGUGCUUCUGAGUUGUCAGUAGACUUGAAUAGAGGGAUUUAAAGCCGCUAACUGAUGAAGUUUUGGAGCAUGAGGGUGAGCCAAGUGUUGCAGUUGUCCACUUUACUGGUAGGACUUCACCAUGUCUGGUGUUCACCUGCACUAGGUCAGGUCCCUGUGUCUCAGGUGAAGAUGCUCUCGCUGGGUCUGGCUCACCUGCUGGAAGAGGUGAGUGAGAACGUGGAGCGACUGGAGCAGCACGGCGAAAUGAUGGGAAGAGAGAUGGACGGGGCAACAAAGCGUUUGGAGAGCCUUCGUAAGAAAAAUAUACAAGUUGGACGGACUCACAAACAGGUGAGGAAGGUCCUGCAGACAUUGUCUGCCAGGAGGGACAGACAAUGGAGGACAGUCAGAGACCUGCAGAAGGAGUCGGAGGAUCUGGAGACUGAACAGGCAGCCAUUCAAUGCCGCAUGAACCGGAUCCUCCAGAGUAUGAAGAGCCUGACUGAGGCAAGGUCAGGGGGUGGGGCUUGCACUGGCAUCAGCUCCAUGAAGGUUCUCGUUGAUAAACAGGCCCGACGACUUGCCAGCCUGACCUCUGAGGUCUCUGCGUGGGAGAGAAUGAUCGACAGACGCCAGCAGUACAUCGAACAUCUGGAGAAACAGCUGUCUUCAGAUGCCUAAAAGCCUCCCAGCAGCGCAGAGGGCAGAGGUUCACCCAGACUGUGACCGAUGAGCACAGCUGCAUCAACACUGUGACUCUGACCAACUUACAGGCUGAGACUGAUGCUGCAAAACUGACAAGGCAAACAGCUCUGACAGUCAGCCAUGUGAGACGUCAGUGCCUCUUUAAACGUGUGUGCCAUCUGCAUCUCACAAGGACGUAUUGUUUUUUUACAGCAUAAAGCAAAUAUUUUUA